Molecule: messenger RNA, 812 nt
Organism: Humulus lupulus (European hop)
Lineage: Eukaryota; Viridiplantae; Streptophyta; Magnoliopsida; Rosales; Cannabaceae
Product: protein EXPORTIN 1B-like
Exons: 9
Coding region: 48-698 (216 amino acids)
Biological process (GO): ribosomal large subunit export from nucleus; protein export from nucleus; ribosomal small subunit export from nucleus
Cellular component (GO): nucleus; cytoplasm
Molecular function (GO): nuclear export signal receptor activity
Source: RefSeq, a predicted model, not a curated record
GCAGUAGGCACAACACCUCAGUAUCUCACGGCAUCAGAUUUUGAAGCAUGAUUGGCCAGCAAGAUGGCAAAGCUUUAUUCCUGAUCUUGUUUCAGCUGCUAAAACUAGUGAAACAAUUUCUUCUAAGUGAAGAGGUGUUUGAUUUCUCAAGAGGAGAGAUGACUCAAAGUAAGAUAAAGGAGCUUAAACAAUCAUUGAACAGUGAAUUUCAACUCAUUCAUGAGCUAUGCUUAUAUGUACUAUCAGCCUCUCAAAGAAUUGAGCUUAUACGUGCAACACUCUCCGCAUUGCACGCAUUUCUCUCAUGGAUUCCCCUGGGAUAUAUAUUUGAGUCUCCAUUGCUUGAAACGCUGCUGAAUUUUUUCCCCAUGCCAUCGUAUCGGAAUCUCACUCUUCAAUGUUUGACAGAGGUUGCAGCACUUAAUUUUGGAGAUUUCUACAAUGCCCAGUACGUUAAGAUGUACACCAUAUUCAUGAAACUGUUACAGACCAUGAUUCCUCUUAAUACAAACAUUCCUGAGGCUUAUGCAAUUGGUUCCUGCGAAGAGCAGGCUUUUAUUCAGAAUUUGGCUUUGUUUUUCACUUCAUUUUAUAAGUCUCACAUUCGUGUGCUGGAAACUCCUGGAGAGAACAUAGCUGCUUUGGUCAUGGGUGUUGAAUAUCUUACCAAAAUUUCAUAUGGUACCUCUCUGCCCUAACCGUUCCGACUCUCUCUCGAUCUCUUUUCUCUCUGUUCUUCUCCCUCUAUUUCUUUCACAUGGUCGACAGGUGAAUGGAAGUGUGCAGGGGCUUCUCUCGGAAACUAGCUUUGG